AUGGCUCUCUCACAAAUUCGUAUAUUUGACAUAAAACCUUCAGAUAUUGUUGCUCAAUUUGCUUCGAUUUGUUUUGAUGCAUCAUUAUCAGAAAUUAUGAUGGCAUUAUUGGCUGGAGCGAGUCUUAUGAUCUUUCAUUCGCCUGAAGAGCGAACAGGCUCAAAAUUAAUUGACACUCUGAAUUUGUUUUCCAUCACUGUAAUAACGCUUCCUCCUAGUCUUCUUUCAGCACUUGAUCCUCAAAAAUUACUUUGCAUUCGUACUAUCAUCUCGGCAGGUGAGCCAUGUCCAACGGUACUUGCAUACAAAUGGACUAAUAGUUCUCGUCACUUUUUCAAUGCUUAUGGUCCAAGUGAAGCAGCUGUCUGUCGAGAACUUUCAAAAACCAUGUAUCAAUAUCAUUUUUAUAUAUAUGAUUUAACAACAGCAGCACAAUUAGCCAAAUAUAAGACACUACCCAUCGGUACACCCAUUCACAAUAUACGUACUCGAGUGGUCGACUCUCAACUGAAUGAUGUACCAGUAGGUAUGCCCGGCGAACUUUUAUUAAGUGGCAUGGGUGUCUCACGAAAGGGCUACAUAGGUACUAUCAAUGAGAAGAAUAAUAAGGCUUUUGUGACAUUAAAUCAAGAACGGUGGUAUCGCACCGGUGAUUUAGUCACAACUAUAGGUCCCGAUCAUCAAAUGUUCAUUUAUUUUGGACGAAUGGAUAAUCAAGUGAAGUUAAGUGGAUGUCGAAUCGAAUUGAACGAAAUUGAAGCAGCAGUGCUCACUUGUCCUGGUGUUACGCAUUGUAUUGUUGUUUUGCAUCAAUGUGAAAAAUGUGAUGAUGAUCAUGGUGCUUUGGCAGCAUAUGUUGAUGGUACAGCAACGACAGAUUUUAUUCAAGAACACAUUAUCCAAAAACUUCCGACAUAUAUGUUGCCAACAUACAUGAUCAUACAUUCUUCUUUUUUUCUUCCUACAACUCUUUCGGGCAAGGUUAAUCGACAGUUGCUUGCCACUGAUCAGAAUGUUCAUUGUCGACAUACAAAUAAGACACCUCUAACAAGUACAGAACAACAUAUGUAUAUGCUCUGGUGUCAAAUACUCAACAAAGAAUAUGAUAUAAACAUGGUCGUAGAUCCAAAUGAUUUAACAUUUGCACAAUGUGGUGGCAACUCACUUACAAUUGCUCUUCUGCAUGCCUUACUGGUAACACAGUUUUCUAUCAAUGCACGCGUUUAUGCUCAUAUGUCAUUGAAACAAAUGGCCAAUUUAUUAGUACAACAAAACGACAAGGUUGAUGACAUUUUCUAUGAAGCCAUCAUGCACGAUCUAAAUAAUGAUACCAUUGAUUUGAACGACGUAGUUCACAGUUCUCAUUCUCGCGUGUUGGAUCAAACAUCAUCAAUAUUACUUACAGGUGCUACAGGUGCAAUUUUUCGACCUGGUCGAGUUACAGGCUCCUCUAUUUCGGGUAUUGGUUCAACAGAGGAUCUUUUCAUAUUAAUGUUACGUGGCUGUCAUGAAUUAGGUGCCUAUCCUAAAUUGAAGUUUCCAUAUGACGUGACUCCAGUCGACAUGGUGAGCAAAGCAAUCGUACGUAUUAUCACUCGACCACAAUCAUUCGCAAACUCGAUACCUUUGAUUGUUCAUUUGAUCAAUACGAAAACAAUUCCAUUCGAUGAGCAGUUCAAACUGUUAAAUCAGUUCAGUUGUCGCACAAAUCAUUUGGAAGAAUUACCGUACAAUGAAUGGUGUAAACGACUCAUCGAUCGAGUGUCAGUUGAGCAGCGGCAAUCUAAUACUUUCAAUCCACUUUUGCCUUUAAUUCCUUUUCUACAGUCUUCCUUUUGGCAACAUAUCGAGCAGUGGCCAGUAUUUACAAGAACAAAUGACGCAGAUGCUGUGAUGGAUAUGUGUCCCGAAAAACUAUUUAAACUUUAUUGCCGUGUGUGGAAACGAGCUGGUUGGUUUACUUGA
This is a messenger RNA of Rotaria sp. Silwood1, 1965 nucleotides long. Lineage: Eukaryota; Metazoa; Rotifera; Eurotatoria; Philodinida; Philodinidae. The record is from the annotation of a GenBank genome assembly.